AUGUCUAAUAAUACUAAUCAUUUAAAUGAAAUCAUUAUAUCUAUGGCAAAAAAACGAGGUUUAAAUAAAACAUUUUGUCCAUCAGAAAUUGCUCGACAAUUAGCAUUAAAAGAAAAUCAUUGGCGUUCAUUAAUAGAAUCUGUUCGAUUAGCUGCUACUGAGCUUAUUGAUAAAGGUCAAUUAGUAUGCAAACAACAUGGUGAAAUAGUUGAUAUUCGAACAGCAAAAGGACCUAUUCGAUUACAAAUAGCUUCUGAUUGA
This is a messenger RNA of Rotaria sordida, 261 nucleotides long. Lineage: Eukaryota; Metazoa; Rotifera; Eurotatoria; Philodinida; Philodinidae. The record is from the annotation of a GenBank genome assembly.